AUGGGGACGUCGGGCAUCCUGCGUAAAGCAUUGUCAUCAAAGCCUAACCUUCCCUGGGCUGUGGUCUCGCCCAUGAUGAAAUCAGAUGACAAGGAGAAUGGGAAUCAAGAGGUGGAGCUGGCCAACGAAGGCCCAGCCAACGUGGUUCGUUCGAUGGAGGAGUGGCACUCAACCAGGCAAGAGAACGCACCACCUCCAGGACGCACCGAGCAGCAGCAGAAGAAGGAGUCUUCGGGCCUAAACUCCGCCGGUUAUCUGGGGAGAGCCAAAUCGGUGCCCAGGUCUCUUUCGGCCCGCGGAUCAGCGGGUAGCGAAGAGGAUUGCGGAACUGAAGGAGCGCCGGAUCCGCAACUACAGAGAGACCUCAUCAUUGAGAGAGGAGGUAGAGAAAGUGAGCAAACACCUAACCAGCUCCCUGAAAGUUUCCAGGCUGUGUUAGCCAAGGCCAAUGCGGAUGGCAUUGCCUCAGGCAUGCAGCACCAAUUCCAGGGAGCCAGGCACCGGUCUACUCGUGUGGCCCCACGAGAGCACAAUGUCCAACCUGAGGCCUUAGCCUCCAGGGACACCAGGGCCUCUUCAGCCUCCACUGCCAGUGAGGGCUCAGAGUCUGAAGGGGAGGAGCAGAAGGAUUUGGGGUUCUCAGAGGAUGAGGAUGCUUCAGUCCCAGAGUCACCUACCAUCACAGGGUUAUUUCUUCCUGCCCUAUUCAGUUCCUUGCUGCGCAAGGCCAAAGCCACUGCAGACCUGGACCCCCCACCGACUGAAAAUCAGAGCUCAGCUACUCCUAGCACUAGUGGGGGGAAGAGGAAGCAGGGCCCCUUCCACAGGCCCCAGGUCCCUCCCAUGGAUGCCACAGUAGCAGCCUUAGCUUCCGCCUCUACCAUGGUAACAGGAGAUAUCUCCAACUGCCUGAAAGCAGAGGACAGGAGAGCGGAGCUGGUCAUGCGAAAGACCUUCCAGGCUAUUUCAUGGGCAAUCAAGGUGGCUGCAGCCGCCUCUUUCUUCAAAAGGUCCACCCUUUUAUGGCUGGAGCAGAUCCGGGACAGGACACCAGCAUCAGACAUGAGGCUGCAGCAGGACAUCAUCAAGCUGAUGGCGGCUACCCAGUUCUCCAUAGCUUGUUCCUAUACUCAUGAGCAGAUUGUGGAAAUGAUGGAGUUUUUAAUAGAAUAUGGACCAGGUCAGCUCUAUUGGGAUCCAGCAGAGGUGUUUCUCAAGCUAUGUUGUGUACAGCUCAUGCUUCAGCUUAUUUCAAUAGCAUGCAAUUGGAAGACUUACUAUGCAAGAAACGACACGGUGCGUUACGCGUUGGAUGUUUUGGCCAUCCUCACUGUGGUUCCAAAAAUUCAGUUACAGUUAGCUGAGGCAGUGGAUACCGUGGAUGAGGGAGGAACAUCUAUUUCUAUUGUGGGUAUCAGCAUCAUUUUGGGGCUUGCCGAGGGUGAAUUCUUUAUUCACGAUGCAGAAAUCCAGAAAUCUGCCCUUCAGAUCAUCAUUAACUGUGUCUGCGGUCCAGACAAUCGCAUCUCCAGCAUUGGCAAAUUUAUCUCUGGCACACCUCGUCGUGCACUCCCCCAAACACCCAGGAAUAGUGAGCAUACUUUGGCCAAGAUGUGGAACGUGGUGCAGUCAAACAAUGGCAUCAAAGUGCUGUUAUCCUUGCUCUCUGUCAAAAUGCCCAUUACAGAUGCAGACCAGAUCCGAGCAUUGGCCUGCAAAGCUCUGGUUGGGUUGUCGCGAAGUAGUACAGUCCGGCAGAUCAUCAGCAAGCUGCCCCUGUUCAGCAGCUGUCAGAUCCAGCAGCUAAUGAAGGAGCCUGUGCUGCAGGAUAAGCGCAGCGAGCAUGUCAAGUUUUGCAAAUACGCUGCGGAGCUGAUAGAGCGUGUCUCAGGAAAACCCUUGUUGAUUGGGACCGAUGUCUCUCUGGCCCGACUACAGAAGGCAGAUGUGGUGGCCCAGUCGAGGAUUUCAUUUCCUGAGAAGGAGCUGCUCCUUUUGAUCAGGAACCAUCUCAUCUCUAAAGGGCUAGGAGAAACUGCUACCAUUCUUACAAAGGAGGCAGAUCUACCCAUGACAGCAGCUUCUCAUUCCUCUGCCUUCACCCCAGUUCCUGCCACUUCAUCUCCUGUGUCUCUGCCUCGUACCCCUCGCAUAGCAAAUGGCAUUGCGGCCCGGUUGACUAACCAUCCUUCUGUUGCUUCUGGUGCUUCCUCUGUUCACCCUCAGCCAAGACCAGCUGGCUGCCAGGGCCCACUUGCACUGCCAGGCCCAUCUCAUGCCACCAACGCCCCAGUGAUUGGCAGAAUUAGCUUUAUCCGUGAGAGACCAUCUCCCUGCAAUGGCAGAAAAAUCAGAGUGCUUCGGCAAAAAUCAGACCACGGCGCCUACAGUCAGAGCCCAGCUAUCAAAAAACAGCUGGACAGACACCUUCCUUCCCCUCCCACCUUGGACAGUAUAAUCACAGAGUACCUUAGGGAGCAGCAUGCGCGCUGCAAAAACCCUGUAGCUACUUGUCCCCCCUUUUCUCUUUUUACACCCCACCAGUGUCCUGAGCCAAAACAGAGGCGCCAAGCGCCAACUAACUUUACCUCGCGGCUGACCCGCAGGGCAGCCUUCCCAAAGUAUGGCGGGGUAGAUGGUGGAUGCUUUGAUAGACACCUUAUAUUUAGCAGGUUCCGCCCAAUUUCUGUGUUCCGGGAAGCAAAUGAAGAUGAAAGUGGCUUUACGUGUUGUGCAUUUUCUGCACGGGAGCGAUUCCUGAUGUUGGGCACCUGCACAGGGCACCUAAAACUCUACAAUGUCUUUAGCGGGCAGGAGGAGGCCAGCUACAAGUGCCAUAACUCUGCUAUCACGCAUCUUGAACCAUCCAGGGAUGGUUCUUUAUUGCUGACAUCUGCUUCCUGGAGCCAGCCACUUUCUGCAUUGUGGGGAAUGAAAUCUGUCUUUGAAACCAAGCAUUCCUUCACGGAUGACCAUUAUGUUGAGUUCAGUAAGCAUUCUCAAGAUAGGGUCAUUGGCACCAAGGGGGACAUUGCCCAUAUCUAUGAUAUUCAGACUGGCAACAAGCUCUUGACUUUGUUUAACCCAGAUCUUGCAAACAACUACAAGAAGAAUUCUGCCACCUUUAACCCCACAGAUGACCUUGUCUUAAACGAUGGUGUCCUCUGGGAUGUUCGCUCUGCACAGGCUAUUCAUAAAUUUGAUAAAUUCAAUAUGACCAUCAGUGGCGUUUUCCACCCGAAUGGAUUGGAGGUCAUAGUGAACACAGAAAUUUGGGACUUGCGGACUUUCCACUUGUUACACACAGUGCCUGCUUUGGAUCAAUGCCGUGUUGUUUUCAACCAUACUGGGACAGUUAUGUAUGGAGCUAUGCUACAAGCCGAUGAUGAAGAUGAUUUGCUGGAAGAGAGAAUGCGAAGUCCUUUUGGAUCAUCCUUCAGGACAUUCAAUGCAACAGAUUACAAACCAAUUGCCACCAUUGAUGUGAAAAGAAACAUCUUUGAUCUAUGUACGGACACAAAGGAUUGUUAUUUAGCUGUUAUUGAGAACCAGGGAAGUAUGGAUGCCAUGAACAUGGAUACUGUUUGCAGGCUAUAUGAAGUAGGCAGACAGCGUUUGGCAGAAGACGAGGAGGAUGAGGACGAUGAUCAGGAAGAGGAGGAACAGGAAGAGGAUGAUGAUGAAGAUGAAGAUGAUACUGAUGACCUAGAUGAGCUGGACACUGAUCAGUUGCUGGAGGCUGAUUUGGAGGAAGAAGAGAACAAUGAGAAUGCAGGUGAGGAUGGAGAAAAUGACUUCUCCCCUUCUGAUGAUGAGGAAGUGGCCAACCUGCUGGAAGAGGGAGACGAAGGAGAAGAUGACGACUCUGAUGCAGAUGAGGAAGUUGAGCUGAUCCUUGGUGAUACCGACAGCUCAGAUAACUUGGAUCUGGAAGAUGACAUAAUUUUGUCUCUGAAUGAAUGAGGCGCAGUCUUCCUCCGGGACUUUGGCAGCAGAGGAGCUCCCGACUCGGAAGCCAGGAGAGCCAAUCAAGAGGUGAACACCGAGCACCCUGUCAGCUUCUUCUACUUGGCAGAAAUCCAGUCCUUCCAGUUUUCAAGUGGACAGACAUGGGCUCAGGAUAGGCCCAGAGUCUUUCUACAGAGACCAGGGGUUUGGCCUUUAUUUUCUCUGCCUUUUUUUUUUUUUUAGUCAUUUUUUUUUAGGCCAAGACACAACUUCUCCAGGAAGACUUCUGAAGAUAUUUCACAGUAUAUUUUCUUUGUAUAAAGUUCUUUCCUAAAGAACAGAAAUAGUUUUAUAUGAGACAAACAAGCAAAAAAAAAAAAAGGAUAAAAAAAACCAGGCAGGUAUUAUAAAGAAGGUGUGACUUUGUAACCUUCUAAAAUUUAAUUACCCAACUGGAUUUCUGGGA
Thamnophis sirtalis is the source of this 4414-nucleotide messenger RNA. The record is from RefSeq and is a predicted model, not a curated record. NCBI's taxonomy places the organism in Eukaryota, Metazoa, Chordata, Lepidosauria, Squamata, Natricidae.